Molecule: messenger RNA, 4955 nt
Organism: Zootermopsis nevadensis
Lineage: Eukaryota; Metazoa; Arthropoda; Insecta; Blattodea; Termopsidae
Product: inositol hexakisphosphate kinase 1
Biological process (GO): inositol phosphate biosynthetic process; phosphatidylinositol phosphate biosynthetic process
Cellular component (GO): nucleus; cytoplasm
Molecular function (GO): inositol hexakisphosphate kinase activity
Source: RefSeq, a predicted model, not a curated record
UGUUAAUAAAUGUUAUAUUAGUGACUUUACCAGAAAAUAGUAAUGCUUUUUAAACAUAAUUUGUUAAUACAUACAUUUUAUACGUUUUGUUGACUCUUGUGAAGUUAAAAAGCGAAUAGUACUCUGGAUGUUCUUCCAUGUUAUUAGUAUUUCAAAUGAACUUAUUGAUUUUUUGCACGUUCCAUCUACUGCUCAGACUGACUACUUUAGACCAUUUCGAACUGAGUGUAACUUGAACUGCGAUUUUUAUACAGUCAGGAUAGAUAUUCUCUCAUACAUGGUAUCGUAGCCGAUGGAAUCUUCGUCAGAAAACAACUACUUUCAUCUGGAGCCCUUCAUACACCAAGUUGGAGGACAUUCAUCAAUGCUCUGUUUGGACCAAGCAACUGUAUGCAAACCACUUGUUCCUAGAGAACUCCAGUUCUAUGAGACUCUACCUGACUCUGUGCGCAGAUUUAUUCCAAAAUUUUAUGGUGUAGUUAAAGUUCGUGUUGUACAAGAAGAAGGAUAUGUCACUCUCAUUGCCACACCACCUGAAUGCUACAAACCAAUACAUGCCAAUGACAAAAGCAGCAGAAUUCGUAUGCGCCGCUCUGGUAGUAUUGAAGUUGACAGCAAUGUCAAAGGAUUAUUUCAUGAAGACCAGUCUGAAGCGGGAACUUCUGGAAAUAUGGGAACCAGAAAGGAGAUGGCACUCAAUCCAUGGGUUCUUAAGUGCCAUCGAACACAACUGCAGGAGCUCGUGGCUAAUAUACAUGCUGACAGUUCUGAACCAAAUUUUAUUCUGCUAGAAAACCUCACAUGUAAAUUUACAUUUCCGUGCAUUCUUGAUCUGAAAAUGGGAACUCGACAGUAUGGUGAUGCAGCGAGUCUCACCAAGAAGCAGAGCAAGAUGUUCAAAGUUGUGAGCACCACAUCUGGAAAACUGGGUGUCCGCAUUGGAGGAAUGCAGGUGUAUCAAGUUACCUCACAGCGUUUCCUAUGUCGCAAUAAAUUCUAUGGGCGCAGCUUGUCGGUGGCAGGGUUCCAACAGGCUUUGCGUCAGUUCUUACACAACGGGAUCAAGCUCAGAUCAGACGUCCUGCCUCCACUCAUACGACGUCUAGAGGAGCUUGUGUAUGUUCUGGGACAACAGGAUGCUGUACGUUUCUACACCACUUCAUUGCUUCUUCUUUAUGAGGGGGAUGACUUUCACAGUGGCACCUCAAGUACAGUUUAUGACUUUGACAAGGCACGAGUAAAAAGUUUACAGCAGGACAGCCAAGUAUCUCUCUCAACUCACGAUCAUGAUGAAGGCUUAAUGAGAAAUGACUGUAUGGGAGGACGGCUUAGCAGGCGAAGUUCGAGUGCAGAAACUCUAUCAGCUAUGCUUGAUCAGUCAUUCGACUGCUUUCUAUCAGCUCCAGAGAACUCACACAAAUCACCCACAGGAACAUACCAUCGUCGUAGUAGCAGCACUGCCACUUGUGAAGACAUCAAAGUGAAUUCACCAUCUUCAUUUGAAGCAACCUCUGUACCUUCAUCUCCAUUACUGACUCCAGAGCCACUCGUUGAUGUUAGGAUAAUUGAUUUUGCCCAUUCGACCCACAAAGGUUUGGGUGAUCCUGUGCUCUACUCAGGUCCUGAUCGUGGAUUCCUCUUUGGUCUGGAAAACAUGAUUGCUCUUUUAAAAGGAAUUGAUAGAGACCAUGGCUGAGACAAAUUUAUUGUUCUAGGAUACCAGUGGAAGAUUAUGUGGAUUAAUCCAUCUCUUCUCCUCCAUAAAUGGAAAGGCCAUAGCAUUGUUAAUUUUAUACACAAGCCAUUGUUACUAAUAAAUACUGGGCUACUAUCAUGCAAUAUAGAUUGUUUAUAAUAUAUAAACUAAGAAAAGAACACAAAAAAUAGAUUUAGGAAUCCUCUCCAAGGUCAUACAGCUUUAAGCAAUAAAGUGUGGCAAGGCCUGUAUUGUAUGUGGCAGUUUGAAGCAUCAGCUGCAAUGCCAAUGAAUGCUAGGAUCCUGUAUAGAGUAUAUAAUAACAUGCUGUACAGUAUUAAGAGUAUUUCUGUGUAAGCAAUAAUGCAGCAGGCUUCUAAAUGUAUAUGUCGGUUCUUGUAAUGUGUCUUGUAUGAUAAGCAUUAACUUCAUGGAUGCAUUCUCCUACAUGUAAUUAAUGUACAUCCAUUAUAUAGAUUACUGGAAAUAAAUUUUGUUUUAGGCACAAUUAAAUGGAGCCAUUUAAUACCAGAAUAUUUCCUUUUGGCAUUGUUAAUUGUUUUGAUAACAAAGAUAUAGACUUUUUGAGGAUAACUCCAUCUCUCUCUGAUGUUACAAAAUGGCUACCAUAAAUUAACCCAUUUACAUUCUCACAAUUUUAAUGACCUGCCAAUGUUAUCAUUCUGCAUUUUGGAGUUCAUAAAAUAUUAGCAUGAUCCAAACACCCAACUUCAUAGAUGAUGAUGUAUACUACUACUUACUACUACUACUGCUGCUUCUGUCAUUAAAAUAAACCUCCUAUAUCACCAAAUGCAGAAUAUCCAAACAAAAACUGAGGAACCCAACACUGGGUUGUACUGGUCAGAACUCUUGCUGAUUGUAGUGUGACUGGACUGUGACAUAAUGUGGUUCUGUAGGUGACUACAUAAUGUUUCAAAGGAAAAUGAAGAUGGAGACAAUACCUUUUGCCAAAAUGUUGGUUACCACCUACAAGACCACAGAAUAUCACCACUCAGACAACAAUGACUGACAUAUUUACCACUGUGAGAAACUUGUCACCCUUCUUUUGUAUUGUAAAGGUUGAAGGUUGAAAUAUGAGCCAUGAGACUGGCUAUCUUGAGGGUUUUCGCUUGAUCCUGCCAAGUGAAUUCCACAAUAGUUCUUUAAAGAAAAUCACUGUCUCUUCCUCUCACAUCCCUAAUAAUCACCCUACCAGAUCAUUUUUAAUGAUAAGUAAUCCCAGCAGUUGAUAUGGUGUUCUAAUACAGUCAAAUGAGAAAUUAAUACAAUUAAAGACAUAAAGAGUUACAUGUCCUUAUGUGCUACAAUUUUGUGCUUUACACCUUGCAGAAGACAUUGCAAAAGGUUAACCUUAAGGCAAACUGAGCCUUCAAAAUGUUAUGUCUUUCUGUACAGACAGUGGACAAUGACAUCUUAAUAUCUUACAGUUAAAACACAUCACAUAUAAAUAUGUAUCACAUUGUUCAAAUGGCAAAGAGAAGGCUGUUUUGCACACACUGAGCUUUGGAAGUAUCAGACAAAGAAUGGAAUUCUUACAAUGAAUUAAGAUAUUAAGACAUGGUAAAAUUAAAAACUCUUACAUUAUGUAGAUGUUUGUCAUUUAAGUCCACUGCAUCAUGAUACUAUCUCAGACCAGUAAAUCCUUCCUUACUACAUAUGCUCUUUGUCUUUCUCUUCCUCUGUUUGUUUGUACCUCUCUUUAUUGCAUUGUCUCUCUGUCUUCUGUUCUUGCUUUGUGAAAUUUUGUACCAAAGUUAUACCAUAAGUAGUUUUCCAGGCUCAGCUUUUCUAACUCUUUAUUCCACGUAAUAACACUCUGACAGAACUUUGAAGUCAUGAGGUGAGACGAUGAUGUCGAUACCCAUGCCUUUGGCGCAAGAUCUUAUGCGCAAACGCAUCAGUAACCUAAUCUAACCUAACCUAUCUCAACUCAAUCAGAGCUGAUGUCUGUCGGUACAAAUUUCAUAACCAAAUAAUUAUGACAGCAGCAAAUGAAAAUUCGUCUGGAUGUUAUGCUAUAAGGUAACUAACCCAAAAACAUAGAUAUGCAAAAAAAGUUUCCCAGUUUGUGAGGGACAUACUUUCAAAAUGCCUAAUAUGGGGCAGUAUGCCUCUGUAAAAGUUAUUAUAUGCCCACAUUAAUGUACAGAUCACAAACUCAGACAUGAAUUAAGGCAUAUAUGAGCAGCAGAGAUGAAAAUCUAAAGAGAAGACAAUAAGAAGCAAAAUAAUUAGAUUUAAAAGAUAAAUUCCCUUCAGUCUUCACCAACAAAAAGUAUUAAUUUAAAACAAAAUACUGUGUUAAGCAGCUAGAACUAUAUUUCUAUUAAACAACUAAGGAAGGUAAACUCUUCAGAAAGAAACCUUUCCGUGAAAGAGUGAAGACUCCCAUAUGUGGUCUUUCAGAGACUGCUCUUAUGCCUACAGAAUUACAAUGUACAGCAGAUGUGGUUCUAUGCAAUUGUAAUGUGUGAGCUUUACAAAAGCAACAUUUGUAUUCACUUCACUGCGACAGCACAGAAAAAUUGGUUUACUUACUUGACUGACCAUGUGUAAAUCGUGUAACAAUAUGAAAAGCUGGUACUCACAAUUAGCAAGGCUCUGAUAAUCUAAAAAAUGGAAUCAAUUCUUAUUACAUCAAAUUUAGAACUUCUGCCUAAUUAAGUAUACUAUAACAGACUUUCACUACCAUCUUACAGAACAAACAUGACUGGUACAGCCCAAAAUGAGUAAACAACAAUAUGAAAUUUUAAUCUGUAUGAAUGGUAACUUUGGAAGUACCAGUAACACAUUUUUGAUGCUACUGUAAACAAAUCAUGAUAAGCAGCACUGCAUAGAAGAGGCGAUCAUUCUGCGCAGUUUUUUGUUUAAUACAUAUGGUUUAAAAGAUAUGUGUAUUUAUUUUGUAAGUACAAAAUAACUGAAUCACAGCACAUCCUCCUAUUGUACCAAUACAAAGUAUUAUAGAUAUGGGUAAAAUGUUGUACCAUAUCCCGCCCCACAGUUUACACUCUUGUUUUAAAGUAUUAACACGUAAAAAUAAAUAAAUAAAAGAAUAAUUAUGGCUGCAGGAUUAAAAUGUACAAAUGUUAAAUAUCCAUACACUUUGUAAUGCCAUAUACUCUGUUAAUAUGUAUAUAAUUGUUGACACUUGAGCCAAAUAUCAAUGUAUUAAAAAUAAAUUUUACCAAACAUAGGCUUUUGCAGUUAACUUAAUCAAUAAAUGUUAUAUUCUGGA